Molecule: messenger RNA, 11808 nt
Organism: Polyodon spathula (Mississippi paddlefish)
Lineage: Eukaryota; Metazoa; Chordata; Actinopteri; Acipenseriformes; Polyodontidae
Product: nucleosome-remodeling factor subunit BPTF-like
Exons: 32
Coding region: 265-9666 (3133 amino acids)
Biological process (GO): regulation of transcription by RNA polymerase II
Cellular component (GO): NURF complex
Molecular function (GO): RNA polymerase II cis-regulatory region sequence-specific DNA binding
Source: RefSeq, a predicted model, not a curated record
CCCGCGCUGGGCCUGCUGUCGGUUUUCAGCAGACGGAGAGAGAGGAAGAAAAAUGGCGGCUGUAGGGGACCCGGAGCGGGAUGCCGGCCAUUCGGCUUGAGCUUUCUCUCCCUAACUGAGCCCGGGGCUGUAGCGGAACUGCUUCUCCAAAUUCUGCAGAGGUUCAGCUUUCGGGCGGUACCCGUUUUCCCGGGUUUGCACCGGCGAGUCCCUGACAAAAACUGAAAGGGAAAAUAAUAGAUUUUUUAUAUUUAUCUGUAAAGGAUGAGAGGGAGAAGAGGCAGGCCGCCCAAGCAGGCGCUGAUGCAGGAGCCGUCUCCUGGCCCAGUCCGGGGUCUGAGACCCAGGCGGGUGUUGGGUGCAAAGGGGAGAGGUGCGCCCGAGGUCGAGAUCGCGACUCCCAGGCGGGGGAAUCACCAUUCUUCCAGGGGCAGGAGGAAACUGGGAUCGAGCACCGCGUCGGGGGGCAGAGGAAGAGGCAGGAGCGGAGCGGGCAGGGGAAGGAGGACCAGCAAGGUGGUCUACGAUGACCACGAAAGCGACGAGGACGAGGAGGAUGCCGUGAGCCUGCACUCCGAAGAGGACGAGCCCGUGGAAGAGGAGCCGCUGUCGGAGGAGGAAGAAGCGGCGCUUGACGACGAGUCCGAUUACCUGGAGGAGAUAGGCGAAGACGAGGAUGAUGAUGAUGGCAGCUUCUGCACAGAGAGCAGCUUUCGGAGCCACAGUACGUACAGCAGUACCCCAGGGAGGAGACGGCAGAGGAUUCAUCGGCCUCGUUCGCCGAUCUUUGAGGAGAAGGAGGUUCCUCCCCUGGAGCUCCCCAAGUCCUCCGAAGACCUCCUGGUGCCCACUGAGCAACUCCUGAACGUUGUGGCCAUCUAUGAUGUCCUGAGGAACUUCGGCACGGUCCUGCGGCUUUCCCCCUUCCGCUUCGAAGACUUCUGCGCCGCCCUGGUGGGGCAGGAGCAGUGCACACUGAUAGCAGAGACUCACAUCGCCCUGCUGAAAGCCAUCCUGAGGGAGGAGGACACCUCCAACACCAGCUUCGGCCCGGCCGACCUGAAGGACAGCGUGAACUCCACCUUGUACUUCAUCGACGGCAUGACGUGGCCGGAGGUGGUGCGGGUCUACUGUGAGAGCGACCGGGAGUACCACCAUGUGCUGCCCUUCCACGAGGGGGAGGACUACCCCUACGGACCUCUGGAGAGCAAGAUCAAGGUGCUGCAGUUCCUGGUGGACCAGUUCCUCACGACGAACAUUGCCCGCGAGGAGCUCAUGUCGGAGGGGGUGGUCCAAUACGACGACCACUGCCGAGUCUGCCACAAGCUGGGGGACCUGCUAUGCUGCGAGACCUGCUCGGCCGUCUACCACCUGGAGUGCGUGAAACCCCCUCUGGAGGAGGUGCCCGAGGACGAGUGGCAGUGUGAGAUCUGCGUGGCGCACAAGGUGCCCGGCGUCACGGACUGUGUGGCAGAGAGCCAGAAAAGCAAGCCCUACAUUCGGCAGGAGCCGAUCGGCUACGACAGACACAGACGGAAAUACUGGUUCCUGGAUAGAAGAAUAAUAGUAGAGGAAGAUGGGGAACACGAGAAGAAGGUUAUUUGGUACUACAGCACAAAGGUUCAGCUGGCAGAACUGCUUGAACGCCUGGACAAGGACUAUUGGGAAAGUGAACUUUGUAAAGUCCUGGAAGAAAUGAGAGAGGAAAUUCACUCUCACAUGGACAUCACUGAGGAUCUCACCAACAAAGCCAGUGGCAAUAACAAGUCAUUUUUGACAGCAGCUAACGAUGAGAUUUUGGAGCGGUUAAAAGCGAAACAGGACGCGGAGCUGGAAGAAGUGAAGAGGAAAGCAGCUGAAGAGGCUGCGAAGAUGCGCAAGGAGAGCGGGGGCGAGAGCCAACACGAGCCGGAGAAGAGCGAGCAGGAGCAGGAGCAGGAGCAGGCAUCGCAACCACACCAGGACAAGGAACCGAAAACAACACCGGAGCAGCCUGAGAACGAGCAGGGGAGGGCAGCAGCAGCAGCCUCACUCAGUGCGGAGGAGAGCAGUAACUCAGAGACGUUGCAGUCUGCAGCCCCCAGCACCAGCCCUGCUGCAGAGGACUUGGGUUCAAAGGAAGGGAAAAGCACGACGGAGGCUCUGCAAGCAGCAACCCUUACCAGCCAGACACCUGAGGAGAAGCCAGCUGCCCAGGCUGAGCAGGACGCUGCAGAUAAAGCAGAAGAGGCCAGCUCCAGCAAUGGAGAGAGCGCCUCGACCCCCGUCCCUCCGUCCUCACAAGCGAACGAUGAGAACAGCAGCAGCAGCAUCACCUCCUCCUACGAACCCCACAACUCGACCACCCCCAAACCAGCAGACGAGGGGGACCUCGCUGACAAGUCCUCCCAGUCUUCAGUCGCCAGUCAAGAGGAGACAGGUGAAAACAAAGCGGAGAGCAGCGAUGGAGCAGCGAGUGGGAAGGGCACGCCCGGCUCCACGCGGAUGGUCACGCGGUUACGGAACCCAGACAGCAAGCUGAGUCUGCUCAAGAGCCAGCAGGUCGCUGCCGCAGCCCACGAGGCAAACAAGUACUACAAGGAAGGCAAAGAGGUCCUGGUGGUGAACUCUCAAGGCGAAGUCUCCCGACUAAGUACCAGGAAGGAAAUUGUGAUGAAGGGGAACCUCAGCAACUACUUCAAGCUGGGCCAGGAGGGGAAGUACCGGGUCUACCACAACCAGUACAGCACCAACGCCAUGGCCCUGAACAAGCACCAGCACCGUGAGGACCACGACAAGCGACGGCACCUGUCCCACAAGUUCUGCAUGACCCCCGCCGGUGACUUCAAGUGGAACGGCUCUGUGCACGGCUCCAAGGUGCUGACCAUCUCCACACUGAGGCUGACCAUCAUACAGCUGGAAAACAACGUGCCAGCACCCUUCCUGCACCCCAACUGGGCUUCACACAGGUCUAACUGGAUUAAGGCUGUUCAGAUGUGCAGUAAAGCCAGGGAGUUUGCGCUCGCCUUAGCCAUCCUGGAGUGUGCCAUUAAACCUGUCGUCAUGCUGCCUGUGUGGAAGGAUGCACUUGGGCACACGAGGUUGCACCGCAUGACAUCCAUAGAGCGGGAGGAGAAAGAAAAAGUGAAAAAGAGGGAGAAGAAGCAAGAGGAUGAAGAAACCAUGCAGCAGGCCACGUGGGUUAAAUACACCAUUCCCAUUAAGCACCAGGUGUGGAAGCAGAAGGGAGAGGAGUAUCGCGUGACUGGGUACGGUGGGUGGAGCUGGGUUAGUAAAACGCACGUCCAGCGCUUCGUUCCCAGGCUGCCAGGAAACACCAAUGUCAAUUACAGGAAAGCUCUGGAGGCAAAAAGCAAUAAGGAAGUCGCAGAGUCCCAAAAACCGGAUCUUGAUAAAAGGAAAAACUCAUCCAGAGUGAAAACAGAGUCCGACGCUCGUGAGAAAGACCCUAAGUCCUCCAGAGAUUCAAAGAUUCAGAGCUUACCGGAAAAGGACAAGGACCAAACUGCUCCCAGCGAGUCUCCCGAGGACAGACCUGCGCAUGAGGAGGAGGCUGAGAAGAUGGAAGUGGAGACCAGCCCUGCAGAGCCAAGUCCAGAGGAAGAAAAAGGGAAAAACGAAAGUGCCGCUUCUGACGGUGAGAAGGCCGUGAAGGAGGAGCCGAUGGAAGACGACGCAGUGAAAACGGAAUCGCUGUCAAAGACGAAACCUUUCGAGGACGACGUGGUCAAUGUCAGCGAGGGCUUUCAGCUAAGGACUGCGUACAGAAAGAAAGUGAAAGCCUCCAAACUGGACAGCCUGCUCGAAAGGAGGGUCAAGCAGUUCACUUUGGAGGAGAAGCAGAGGCUGGAGCGGCUCAAGCAGACGUCUCUGGUGAAGCACGUAGCAGGUGCCAUUGUCCCCCAGUGCGCAGUCAGAGUCAAAGCAGAGUACAAAGCGAUCGUGACAGACGAAGGAAAGCCUGAGCCACCAGCUGCAGUGAAAGCUGACAGCGCUCUGACGGAGAAAGCCCAGCCUUCAAGGACAGAGAGCAGUCUGGCUACAGCUGACUCCUCGCUGGGGGAACAAGAGGUCACGAAGGACAACCAGGAAGACGAGAAGACGGUUACAGAAAGCCAGCAGGGCUCUGAAGAUCCCGUCUCCAUUCAGAAAGAGAAUGGGGAAAGCACCACUGACUCCAUGGAACAAAAUCAGGGACCCAAAAAGACACCAGACGUGCCCACUGACCUGUUGUCUGAGCCUGUGCAUAAAAAACAAUUGACUGAGUCUCAAAACUCUGAGGAGACUAUAAAACCAGACCCCAAAUUAGAAUCCAGCAGUGAAGACAAGUGUGUCGAUUCUGACUUGACCCCAGUAGGUAUAAAGACUGAAAUUCUUAGUGAAGCGGUAGAACCCCCUGAUGCAGAAGAGCACAAAGCUCUCUGCAAAGAUGCGAGUGAAAAAAACCCCGCUUCUAAAACUGAACUUUCCGUGGAAAGCAAGUCUGAGCCAAGCGCAUCGGAAUUGAACGGCGGCGGGCGGAAAAGUGAAACGCAUCGGGUAGAAAAACUGGAUUUGAUGGAGCGAAGCAUCGACCAGAAUCUAUCAGACAAGCGACCAAACGAAGGGGAGGAAAAAAACAAUUGUCCCCAAGUCCAGGACACCGAGAAAAAAGAUGAGGCUGAGAACAUUUCAGAGUCCACGGUUAAUAAGCGUUCCCUGGAGGAGAUCAACAAAGUGUGCCUGGACCAAAUGGACACGGAAGACAGCAAAGCAGAGAUCAGCAGAGCUGGGGAGGAAGAAGCUAAAGAGCACCUUCCUGUCACUCCAGCCCAGGUCAAUGGAAAAGAUGGGGCAGAAAGUAAUUCAACUGCAGACUGCAAACCCCCUGUAAAAGAGCCCUCGAACGCCAAGCUUCCAAAUAACAUUGACGGGAAAGUUCACAGCCUAUCUAAGGCAAGUUGUGACAGUGAAAUAAAAAGUUUGUCGCUGGAGGAUCCGGUGAAACCUCUGAUGAAUGGUGAUAUGGGCGUGGAGGGAGCUAAAGAGAAGUCUAACAACAUAGAGGCUCAGUCUUUGCCUUCCAGCCCGUCCCUAGUUGAUGGGGAAAGCAAGGUUGCAGUUGCCGAUCAGGACUAUUUGCCCCCGAUCAAAAUGGCUAAACUGGGAAAUAUUAUCGAGGAAGCUGUCAACUCUGCUGUGUCUACUACUACGCCUACGCCUGUGGAUGCAAGUCCUGACAGUGCAACCCAACCCAAAGUCAAAGGAGAACAGAGCAGUAACGAAGAGGAGCCCAUGGAAACGGAAAAGCCGGCGCCCAAGAAAAUAAUAAUCCCCUCCCCGGUUCCUUCGGCAGAGGAAUCCAGCCUCAGCAGCGACUUCGCCGACGAGAGCGUUCACCAGCCGGAACAAAACAAGGCUGAAACCAACUGGGAGGACGGUGUCAAAACCAUCAUCACCAAAGUGACCACCACCACCACCACCGUUUCCACAGAGUCAAAGACCGUUCAGAUCGCCGAGGUGUCCAGUACGCAGAGCAGCAAGCCCACGAUGGUGGCUUCCACGGAGGACUCUGCCGUGUCCACCCUGACCACGAUGACGAAGACCACAGUUACCAAAGUGACCUCUCCCACGCAGGACCGCAGCGUGGUCUCAGUGCUGGAGGAGAGCAAGACCACUGUCAAGACCACGCUGACGGACUCCGCCACCGGUCCCUCGGGCACUUCUGUCACCACCAUGACCGUCAGCAAGGAGUACUCCACGAGAGACAGGGUCAGGCUGAUGAAAUUCUCACGGACGAAAAAGAUGCGGUCUGGGACGGCCCUGCCUUCCUACCGCAAGUUCAUCACCAAAAGCAGCAAGAAGAGCAUAUUUGUUCUGCCCAACGACGACCUGAGAAAGCUGGCCAGGAGAGGUGGGAUCCGAGAGGUGCCAGUGUUCAAUUACAACGCGAAGCCUGCACUGGAUAUCUGGCCCUACCCUUCACCAAGACCCACGUUUGGGAUCACAUGGAGGUAUCGUCUCCAGACAGUGAAAUCCCUAGCGGGAGUAAGCCUAAUGUUGCGGUUGCUGUGGGCUAGCCUGAGGUGGGAUGACAUGGGAGUGAAGCCUUCAUCUAGUGCGGGCACCACACGCACAGAAACUUCAGAAACGGAAAUCACCACGACUGAGAUAAUGAAGCGCAGAGACGUUGGCCCCUAUGGAAUCCGCUCAGAGUACUGCAUCAGGAAGAUAAUCUGCCCGAUCGGCGCGCCCGAAACUCCAAAAGAAACGCCCACUCCACAAAGGAAAGGUCUUCGGUCCAGCGCUCUGAGGCCAAAGAAGCCGGAAGCCCCCAAGCAGACGGGCCCAGUGGUGCUGGAGACGUGGGUGGCAGAGGACGAGCUGGACCUGUGGGAGAUCAGGGCGUUUUCCGAAAGGGUUGAGAAGGAGAAGGCACAGGCUGCAGAGCAGCAGGCAAAGGUUAGUGAGCAGAAGAAAGACGAGGAGUUCAAGGCCCAAAUGGAGGCUCAGCUGAAGCAGCAGAGAUUGGCUGCCCAGCAGAAGCGUCUGGAUCAGCAGAAGCAGUCCCCAGCCGCAAGCACGGCCUCCCCUGUGACCACCACUGGCAGCACCACCAAUGCUAUGUCCACCCCCCAGAAAGUAGUGGUAGGCUCCUUGACAAGCCAGGUCACCCCCGGAACCAAAGUGGUACUGGCCACCAAGAUGGGCUCGCCUACUGCUGUGACAUUCCAGCAGAACAAGAACUUCCAUCAGACCUUCGCUUCCUGGGUCAAGCAGGGCCAGACCAGUACAGCCACCAGUACAGUUGCCACAGUAGCAGCAAGCGUAACCACGGCAGGGCAGACGUUCCAGAUCACGGGCAGUCCGAUGUCGGGCAAAGUGAUUACUACCAAACUGCCCCUCCCGGCCAACAGCAAAAUCAUCACUGUCAAUGUGCCAGCGACACAAGGAGGUGUAGUUCAGGUCCAACAGAAAGUCCUGGGUAUCAUUCCAUCCAGCACUGCGGCCAGCCAGCAAACCUUCACGUCAUUCCAGCCCCGGACAGCCACCGUAACCAUCCGGCCCAAUACCCCUGGCACUGUCACGGGCCCGGCCGGCACUCAGCAGGUGAUAACUGGAGGAGCACAGAUCCGUCCUGGGAUGACCGUUAUUCGGACCCCCCUCCAGCAGACCACCUCCCUCGGCAAGACCAUCAUCCGAACCCCGCUGAUGGUACAGCAAGGUAUUCUCCCGGCCACUCAGACGCAGCAGGUUGUAACACAGAUCAUCCGCGGGCAGCCGGUAUCCACUGCCAUCCACACAAGCCCAGUGCACAGGAUGGUGACGACCUCCGCCCAGCACCCCGCAGCCAGCCCCCAGACACAGCCUGCCACCCCCCAGGGGCCGGGGCCACGGCCGCAACAGGGCCAGGUAAAGCUAACUCUGGCACAGCUCACCCAGCUGACACAGGGACAGAGUGGAAGUCAAGGGCUGACGGUGGUGAUCCAGGGCCAGGGUCAGACGACGGGGCAGCUGCAGGUGAUCCCUCAGGGGGUGACUGUGAUCCCUGGGCCUGGGCAGCAGCUCAUGCAGGCUGCGAUGCCCAACGGCCAGGUCCAGCGCUUUCUCUUCACCCCAAUGCCACCACCCGUCUCCACUGGAAACGCUGCCGUUACCGCGGUCACGGCUACCACCACCACGCCUUCUGUGCCAGCUCCCACAGAGCACAAAGUGACUCAACACCAACCCCAGCUGCAGACGCAAGCACAAGCCCAGGUUCAGGUUCAGGCUCAGUAUCAAGUCCAAAGCCAUCCUGCCAUGUCUCAAGCACAGACCCCGGCACAGCCAGCCCAGCAAGCAGCCGCCCCUGUCCAGGCCUCCACCUUCUCCACCCCCGUCACGCCUGCCCAGCCACAGACCCAAAGCCAGGUCCCCACCCAAACUCAGGCACAGACGCCGUUGCAGCCGCAGGCUCCCCUGCAAGCCCACGCCGCCCUCGUCCCCCAGACUCCGUCCCUGGUGAAGGCCGUGACGGCCGCGCAGACUCUCAACCAGGUGACGGUGAAGUCUCCCGGCCGAGGCCAGCUGCAGCUCCACCAGCCCCAACUCAUCACCGUGCCUCACCAGCUGCAGCAGCAGGUGCAGGUGCUCUCCCAAAUCCAGUCCCACAUGGCAGCCCAGAUACAGGCCCAGCAAGGAGGAGGAGGAGGAGGAGGAGGAGGAGGUGGAGGAGGAGGAGGGGGCGUGCUGCCCCAGCAGAUCAAGCUGCAGCUGCCUAUCCAGAUCCAGCAGGGGGCGCCGGUGCAGCCCCACCAGAUCCAGAAUGUGGUGACCAUCCAGACGGCCAGCGUGCAGGAGCAGCUGCAGAGGAUCCAGCAGCUCCAUGAGCAGCAGCAGCGGAGGAAGAAGCAGCAGCAGAGCCUGCAGACAGCCAACCAGAGCGACAUCAUCCAGAAACAAAAGGUGGUGAUGAAGCAGAACGCUGUCAUAGAGCACCUGAAGCAGAAAAAGACGCUGUCGCCGACAGAGAGAGAAGAGAACCAGAGGAUGAUUGUGUGUAACCAGGUAAUGAAGUUCAUCUUGGAUAAAAUCGACAAGGACGAGAAGCAGGCUGCGAAGAAGAGGAAGCGGGAGGAGUCUGUGGAGCAAAAGCGCAGCAAGCAGAACGCCACCAAGCUGUCAGCCCUGCUCUUCAAACACAAAGAGCAGCUCAAAGCAGAGAUCCUGAAGAAGAGGGCACUGCUGGACAAGGAGCUGCAGCUGGAAGUGCAGGAUGAGCUAAAGAAGGACCUUAGCAAGCUGAAGAAGGAGAAGGCGCAGGUGGCCGUGUCUCAGGCAGCAGCCACGGCGGCCGCAGCCCAGGCAGUUGUCCUCACGGCCGCCAUGUCCACCCCGAGCUCCACCCUGAAACGGAAACGGGACGAGGAGAAGGAGCUGCCCAGCGGCAUCGCCUCCCCCUCCAAGCCCAAGAAGAAAAAAAUGAUCUCUACUACCUCAAAGGAUGCGAAGAAGGACACCAGUCUGUACUGCGUGUGCAAAACACCGUACGACGAAUCCAAGUUCUACAUCGGCUGCGAUCUUUGUACAAACUGGUACCACGGGGAGUGUGUUGGCAUCACAGAGAAGGAGGCAAAGAAGAUGGACGACUACAUCUGCAAUGAGUGCAGACGGGCACAGGAGGGCAGCAGCGAGGAGCUGUACUGCAUCUGCCGGACGCCGUACGAUGAGGCUCAGUUCUACAUUGGCUGUGACCGCUGUCAGAACUGGUACCACGGGCGCUGCGUGGGAAUCGUGCAGAGCGAGGCCACGCUCAUCGACGAGUACGUCUGUCCGCAGUGCCAGUCCACGGAGGACGCCAUGACCGUGCUGACCCCGCUCACAGACAAGGAUUACGAAGGGUUAAGAAGAGUUCUGCGCUCCUUACAGGCUCACAAAAUGGCAUGGCCGUUUUUAGAACCUGUAGACCCCAACGAUGCACCAGAUUAUUAUGGCUUAAUAAAGGAACCAAUGGACCUCGCCACAAUGGAGGAGAAGAUACAAAAACGUUACUACAACAAGCUAACAGAGUUUGUGGCAGACAUGACCAAAAUCUUUGACAACUGCCGUUACUACAACCCCAGCGACUCGCCGUUUUAUCAGUGUGCCGAGGUUCUCGAAUCAUUCUUUGUACAGAAACUUAAAUCUUUCAAAGCAAGCAGAUUGUGAUGUCAUAAGUCUGACCUAAUAACUGGAAUCUGAUCUGGAUGCUGGGGUCACACUAUCACUAUUUUUUUUUUUAUUAUUUUUUUUUUUUUGUAUCAUGGAAUUUGCUGUUACCUUGUACAGCGUAAAUUUCUCCAUUAUGAAAUGUUAUUUAAAUCACUUUUAACAAUAAAAAAAGCCUUAAACCCAAACUCCAAAGAUGCCUCAAGUGGCAAUCACUUCACGGCAGCCAUGUUGAAAAAUAAUACAUUUCAGUAAUAUUGGUUCACCAAAAAAAGGGAGGAAUUAUUUUUCUGUGACUGUAAAAAAAAAAAAAAAAAAAAAAAAAAAAAAAAAGGUAUACUUAUUUUUUUAAUCCCCAUAAAAUAGAAAUUCAUGUACAAAAGGUUGUCCUGCCUAAAUGUAACAAGCAAUAAAGUCGUCCUUGUGUUUUAUGUGGGGCUGUGCUCUGUGGAAACGCUGCAUGAUCCCAGGCUAAGCCUUCACCUGAUUCCGUUCCGUGAAGCACGGCGUUCCAGAGAGUCUGGUUCUAAUGUUUGAUGAAUCACAGCAUGUGGAAUAGCCUGACUUCUGUUCUGGUUUCUUUUGUGGAAGGUACAUUACACCUGGAUGUAAAUAUGAUAAGAAGCCUGCCGUGCAUUCAGCAUGCAGUGCAAAUUAAAUAAAGAUGCAUUUUUGCAAAUCAUGAAAUAUUUUUCUAAAGGGGGGUGUACGUUACAAACUCGGCUGAGUAACACUCUGGGUUUUUUGGGGUUUUUUGCCCUAAAAAAGCAAAUCGGCACUGAUUAUGAUGCAAAGUUAUGAAUCCUUUUGUAAAGGAGUAUUCUGUGAUUUUGAUAUUUUUUUAUAUAUAUAUAUAUAUAUAAUGUAAAGAAAGCAGCUUAGUUCUAGCUUUCAACUUUUUUUGUUUUUGUUUUUUUUCGCAGUACUGUUUGUCAUUGUUAGGAAAUUCACAGCACAAAGUGACUUUAAAUACUACUACUAUUGCAUUUUAAUACUUAAUCCAUUCCAUCGCCUGUGUUUAAUACUUUUUGAAAAGUUAUUUAAAUAAAAAAAAAUUGUAAAAGCCAAGCGCAAUAAUUAUAUAUUCUAUUAAAAGACGAAGAAACUUCCAACAUGGCUGCUUUUUUCUCUGAUUGGUUGACCUGCCACCCCGCCCACACACCCCCUCCCCCCCGGCAUCCUGCUUUUGUUUUGUAGGUUAUGGAAAAUAAUAAUAAAGGGUACUCAACUGUUCCCUUUUUCCAUAUUCUGUAGGUCUCAUAACAACAAACUACAGUCUACAGCUUCUUAGAAUACAGAACUCUAUGCCCUAAAUCACAAAGCGCAAGCUUCUGGUUCUCUGAGAACACUUGCCCAUUUGGAGCCAGGCUUCUCCUCCCAUUCGGGUCUCCCCAGAGGACCCUCUCUGUAAACCAGCUGUCAGUCACAGAUCAGGAACUGGAUUGGAUUGGAUCGCACCGGCCAGCUUUCGGUGGGAGACGAAUGGAAAUGCCCUCUGCAGUCGCUGUCUCUGUUGAAGGAGGAGAGUGCAAACCUGGGGAUAGCAGUCUGUCCAAGGGGCCCUGUCUUGUUUUUGUUUUCUUUUCCCAAGUCAAAGUGAACGUGAAGAAAGAUCUGCAGCAAGUAAGCUAGUGGUUGUCAUGCCAAAAAAAGAAAAUCGAAGGGCGGUGUGUACCUUUUAGUGACAAAUACAUUUUUAUAUUCAACUCUGUCGACUAAGUGUAUUUCACGCCCAGUUUCAGCUGUUUUUCUUGCUCCCUGUAUGUAAAGGUUAAGAUUCCCCCCUCCACGCCCCUCCUCUCCAGACCCUUUCUUCUAAAGGUACUGCAAUUUGGGAAUUCAUAAGGGCUUCACAGCUAACAGUGCAGCACAGAAGAAUGGAGGUCUGGAGUUGAUCAGAUUGUUGCCCUUGUCAGUGGCACUAAAACAAAAUAACUGAAAUAUACAAAUCGCCCUGCAGUGACGAUGGACUGAAAAGUGAAAAAGCUGAAAAGCAAUCUGUAUUUGAAGGUAUCUUGUUUGUAAAACUUUUGUCUUUUUUUUUUUUUUUUUUUUUUUGAUUAUUUUGUAUUGCAGCUCAAGCUGAAACAGUGAUGUAUAUGAAACAUAAUAAAUGGAGAAUAAUGUUCUCUUCCACAGUGA